GACAAGAUGUAGAAUUUUUUAGUUCUGCAGAUGAUUCCCAAAGCAGUAAUAUAUCCGAUAAUGAAUACGUAAUGUCUGAUCUGUCAGAUACUACAGACAUUGAUGCUAAUGAAUAUAUUGAAUAUAAUCAUUUGUUUUAUGGAAAGUCAAAGGAUUCCGAAGACAUAUAUCAGGAAUUCCUAUCAGAGGAAUACGCUGAAUUUAUGAAUAUAGUAACAUGGUUUCGUGUGCAAGAUUUACUUGCAAUAUCUUUAUAA
Messenger RNA from Dentiscutata erythropus, 257 nucleotides. The record is from the annotation of a GenBank genome assembly. Lineage: Eukaryota; Fungi; Glomeromycota; Glomeromycetes; Diversisporales; Gigasporaceae.